Messenger RNA from Haliotis rufescens (red abalone), 3157 nucleotides. Its product is annotated as fizzy-related protein homolog. The transcript is spliced from 14 exons. The coding region runs from base 199 to 1656 and encodes 485 amino acids. Gene Ontology annotation, molecular function: protein binding; ubiquitin ligase activator activity; anaphase-promoting complex binding. Gene Ontology annotation, biological process: positive regulation of anaphase-promoting complex-dependent catabolic process; anaphase-promoting complex-dependent catabolic process; positive regulation of ubiquitin protein ligase activity. NCBI's taxonomy places the organism in Eukaryota, Metazoa, Mollusca, Gastropoda, Lepetellida, Haliotidae. Gene Ontology annotation, cellular component: anaphase-promoting complex. The record is from RefSeq and is a predicted model, not a curated record.
GCAUUGCAACCGACGCCAUCUUGCUGGAGUAGAACAACAAACUUUGUCAACGUAGUAAUAAUUGUUGUUUUUAGCACAUCUGGAUUAACAAAUAAUCCUUUUGACCAAACAUCAAAUGGUGACAAGAACAUAAAGUGACAGCCCCGCCAUUUACUUGGCCAUUAAAAGUUAUCCAAACAAGAGAAUCUCCAGUGAAAAAUGGAUCCUGAUUAUGAGAAGAGACUUCUGAGACAACAAAAUGGACAGUUAUCGCCAUUCUCAUCACCUGUUAGCACAAGCCCAGUAGCAUCCCCUUCCAAAGAGAAGUAUGGAGACCGCUUCAUCCCAAGUCGUGCUGGUGCAAGCUGGCACAUCAACUUCAAUGUUCUGCCGGAAAACACAGUUCAGUCCCCUAGCCAAACAAGAAAAGGAAAAGAAACAAGUACAGAAACAAGUAAAGAUGGUCUAGCAUAUUCAUGUCUGUUAAAGAAUGAACUUCUCUCUGCAGGCAUUGAUGACUUGAAGGAUCAACAAACUGAUGAGAGAAGAAUAUUAGCUCCAAAAGAAAGCAAAAAUCUCUUUCGGUACCAUGUUCCACGACGAGGUGGAGACUCGUGUGACUCUUCACCUUACUCUCUCUCACCUGUUGGAAGUAAAAGUCAAAAGCUUCUUCGUUCUCCUCGCAAGGCUGUACGGAAGAUAUCCAAAAUUCCCUUCAAAGUGCUAGAUGCCCCCGAGCUUCAGGACGACUUCUACUUGAACCUAGUUGAUUGGUCAUCUCAGAACGUCCUCAGUGUUGGGCUGGGGACGUCAGUGUAUCUCUGGAGUGCAUGUACCAGUCAGGUGACCAGAUUGUGUGAUCUGUCUCAAGAUAACGACACUGUCACCUCCGUGUCCUGGUCUGAAAGAGUCAGUGGUAAUCUAGUUGCUGUGGGUACACACAAGGGUUAUGUACAGAUCUGGGAUGUGUCCGUCAACAAGAAAAUCAACUCUCUAGAAGGACACAGUGCUAGAGUUGGAGCCCUAGCGUGGAAUGGUGACAUUCUCUCCUCCGGCAGUCGAGAUCGUCUCAUCCUACAGCGGGAUAUACGAACACCUAGUGUUGCCCCUGAACGUCGGCUUGGUGGACACAGGCAGGAGGUUUGUGGUUUGAAGUGGUCCCCAGAUCACCAGCACUUAGCAUCAGGUGGCAAUGAUAAUAAACUGUUUGUGUGGAACAUGACAAGUGUGAACCCAGUGCAAACAUACACUGAACAUUUAGCAGCAGUUAAGGCCAUAGCAUGGUCCCCUCAUCAACAUGGUCUGCUGGCCAGCGGUGGUGGAACAGCUGACCGAUGUAUUAGGUUCUGGAACACUCUCACUGGUCAACCUCUGCAGUGUGUAGACACAGGGUCACAAGUCUGUAAUCUGGCAUGGUCAAAACACUCCAAUGAAUUGGUCAGCACUCAUGGGUACUCACAAAACCAAAUCCUAGUCUGGAAAUAUCCAUCACUUGUGCAGAUUGCCAAGCUGACGGGACAUUCUUACAGGGUUCUAUAUCUGGCUAUGUCUCCAGAUGGGGAAGCUAUUGUCACCGGGGCAGGGGAUGAGACACUUCGCUUCUGGAAUGUCUUUAGCAAAACUAGAUCAACAAAGGAAUCCAAGUCUGUCCUGAACCUUUUCACGAGGAUCCGAUAAAGGGAGAUAACCAAUCCAUUCCUCCUCUCCAUGUCUGUAGCAGUAACUGCCAUACCUACUUGAACGUGGGGCUCUGUGUUCAGAACAAUUCUCACCAACAUCAUCAUUUUACUGGGAGAUACCAGAACCUUUUUCACAAGUCAAAAUUUUCUGUUGUCACAUUAUCCUAGGUAUGGCCAAACUGUAGAUUUAAAAGUGUUCCAUUACAAUUAUAAGAGGAUCUUCUGGCAUUAGGGCUUAUGUUAGGGAUCAAGGGGCCCGUUCCACAAAGCAAUUGUAGUGUUAUGGCCGUCUUAAGCCUGUGUUUAAGUAUGGGAGUUACGAUCGCCUUGGCGCCACGAUCACUUAGUGGAAUGGGGCCCUGGACUUGAAUUUUAGGGCAUUAACUUACCUGUGAACUUUUCCUAAGAUCUUAUGAGAUAUUGAAUCAAAGUGAACACUUGUGUGUGUGUUAUACCUGUUUCGACACUGGACUGUCAGCAGGUUCUUGUAACUGUGAUGAAACAAUGCUACCAUUACAGAAGUGUAUGCGCUGAGGAAGAUGUAUGUUUAAUUUAAAUGUCCAAUUCCCUUUGUGUCAUUCCCUUGUUUUCUUGUGUAGAAUGGAACUCUAAAUGAGACUGAAAUGUUACCAAUUAUUUCUUUGAAAUUUUAACAGCAGUAAAGCAGAAGUAAUUAUUUUAUUUUGUUUUAAUUGAGUUGAAAGGCUUAUGCAUGUCAGCCAUUUAUAGUUCCUAGAAUGUUACAAAGAGGCAUUAUCAUGCACCCUUUUAGAUGCCAUUUUAUCUUGACUAUUUAUUUGAAGAAACAAAUUUGUUAUGAUUGUUGUUUUAUUUCUUACUAUUUACCACCUUUCAUUUAGCAGAAGCAACUAUGUUGGACUGUUUGGUAUGAAAUGUGCUGAUUUGUAUUUAUAACAUUGCAUGAUUUACAGUAACGAGUACACACUGUCCAUCCAUGAAAUCUUUUCAGUAGGAAUGGUUUAAUUGGGUGAAAACCCCUAUAAAAAUGUGCAAUAUAAAACAAAGGGUUGGAAGGACUCUUGUGUAGAUAGAAAUGUAUUCAGUUGUAUCCCACGCAUUCACACACUUAGCAUGACCAAAGGUUUGACUAUCAUUCAGUAUUUCAUUGUCCAUUCAUUCUUCAUUAGUCAGGUAUCUCCACAUGAUCAGCUAUGCGUUGAUAGUGUGUGAUGAAGAUGCUCCUGAUCCUAGUGUUCUCAUCACCAGGGAUGUUUGUAUUGUAUGUGGCUCUGUGUUGAGCCUAGUAUCUCCACAAUUUCACAACAGUCUUAUGGCAUGAGCAUGGAUGAUGUUGGAUUAUGUUAGUGAAGCUCGUAUGACAGCAGGACAAAAGCAUAGAACACUGACGUGGUAAUCGAUCAAGGAAUGGUUUUAUAACCGCCCACCGUGGAUCGUGAGGGCGUGCAUUCAGUUGUUGAUUUUGAAAGUGUGAGGUAAAUACUUGUAAGAAACGAAAUAAAUAAACAUAAAUAUAUAGA